AUGGGAUUCGACUACGGGAUUUUUCAGAAAGCCCAGAUCAAGGCCUGGAAAGUAAGGAAGGCUGCUCGGGCGUUCGUUAAUUCGCCGGAUAGGAAUAUAAAAAGAGAAGAGGAAGAUGAAGGCCAAGAAUUUCAGGAAAAGAAGUACACCCACCGCCGAAGAGGAAGAUUCCGACCAAGAAAGAAGUCUAACCGGAACGAGGAGGUUAAAUUCCUUCAGAGGCAGAGGGAGAGAAAAUCCGGAAUACCGGCUUUACUCACAGCCACGCAGGCUGCCGUCACUGCAGGUGGUGCUGAAGCAAGCAAUGCUAGUACAGGCGGUUUGGUUCGCAAAGUCAAUGACAAGAAUGAAGGGGAUGGGGAGAAGGAUGACUUGGUUUUGCAGGACACCUUUGCUCAGGAAACUGCUGUCAUGGUCGAAGACCCCAAUAUGCUGAGAUAUGUUGAACAAGAAUUGGCAAAGAAAAGGGGCAGGAACAUUGAUGCAACGAAUCAAGUAGAGAACGACGUGAAACAUGCAGAGAAUGAAUUAUACAAAAUUCCAGAGAACCUGAAAGUGAAGAGGCGAAACUCAGAAGAAAGCUCUACUCAGUGGACCACAGGAAUCGCUGAAAUUCAGCUUCCGAUUGAAUACAAAUUAAAGAAUAUCGAGGAAACAGAGGCGGCCAAAAAGCUCUUACAGGAAAAGAGGUUAAUGGGUAGCACUAAAGCAGACUCCAGAAUUCCCUCAAGUUACAGUGCUGACUACUUCCAACGUGGAAAGGACUAUUCAGAAAAGCUUAGGAAAGAGCAUCCUGAGCUUUAUAAAGAUAAAGGUGUAGACGACAUUGGUCCAGUAUCUAGACAUUCUGAUUCAGUUACUGAUGGAGCAGCUCGAAGGCCAGCUGCAACAGAUGAAUUCAUGCUUCAGCGAUUUCGGAAACAAGAACGCCAUCGUGUGAUGCGGAGAUAG
This is a messenger RNA of Fraxinus pennsylvanica, 951 nucleotides long. The record is from the annotation of a GenBank genome assembly. NCBI's taxonomy places the organism in Eukaryota, Viridiplantae, Streptophyta, Magnoliopsida, Lamiales, Oleaceae.